AUGUCAACAACACAAGCCGAUGUUGAUAUCAACGUCGAUGUCAAUGCCGAUGCCGAUGGACCCUCACGGGCCGAGCCGUCGGAACAGGUCAUAGAGGAGUGGAAGAAACCGCGUAUCAAUAUCUUGCGGCUCGUUGCGGCGUUUUGGGCCUUCUUGAUCAACGGCAUGCACGAUGCCUGCCUUGGGCCCCUGAUUCCAUAUCUCGGAGCAUAUUACAACAUCAACUACACGGUCGUCUCCCUCCUCGUUCUCUCGCCCUUCCUCGGAUAUCUAGCCGCAGCCCUGGUCAACAACCGCAUGUUCCUACGGUUCGGCCGCCUCGGGGCUGCAACCAUUGCACCAGGCGCGAGGCUGAUCACCUACGCCGUCGUCGCCGCCCACCCUCCCUUCCCUGUCGUCAUCGUCAUGCUCGUCCUUGCCGGGUUUGGUAGCGGUCACCAGGAUGCUAGCUAUAACGCUUGGCUGGGUACCACGAAUGGUGCAACCCACUUGUUGAGUUUCUUGCACGCAUUCUACGGGCUUGGGGCUCUGCUGGCUCCCUUGAUCGCGACGUCGAUGAUUGUCAAGGGGGGACUGAUGUGGUAUACAUUUUUCUACUUGAUGAUGGCCUUGGAAAUCCUGGUGGCCGCUCCGGCAUUCUGGGAUGAGGCAGGCGCUGCCCGGGGCACAUCCUCUGAGGGCACGUUCAAAAGCAAGGGUGUGCUCCGGGAAUCUACUCUCCAAAGACCAGCCGCUCGGGUGACCUGGCUGUGCGCCCUCUUUAUGUUGGGCUACGUGGGCACGGAAGUCGCUCUAGGCGGCUGGAUCACAACCUUCGCGCUCAAAGUACGAAAGGCCGACUCCUUCAGCAGCGGCAUGGCGGCAAUGGGCUUCUGGUUGGGCCUCGCCUUGGGCCGCUUCACCCUCGGCUUCAUGACCAGCUGGCUCGGGGUACGACUAGCCGUGAGCAUCUAUCUCCCCUUAACAGUCGGAUUCCAGCUCCUCUUCUGGCUGGCCCCGCAGUUCUACGUGUCCACCGUGGCCGUUGCGCUGGAAGGCUAUUUCCUUGGGCCAAUAUUCCCCGCUGCCGUCAUCGCCCUGUCCAACCUGCUCCCCGUCCGUCUGCACAUCUCAGGCAUCGGCUUUGCAGCCACUGCCGGGAAAUCAGGCGGUUCCAUCUUCCCUUUUGCAGUCGGGGCUAUUGCGCAGGUCAAGGGGGUUGAGGUGUUGCAGCCGAUCAUAGUCGCUCUCGAGGCGGCGAUUCUGGUUCUUUGGCUUUGCUUGCCUAAGUUACCAAAGUAG
Messenger RNA from Canariomyces notabilis, 1281 nucleotides. Its product is annotated as MFS general substrate transporter. Gene Ontology annotation, cellular component: membrane. The coding region runs from base 1 to 1281 and encodes 426 amino acids. Gene Ontology annotation, molecular function: transmembrane transporter activity. Gene Ontology annotation, biological process: transmembrane transport. NCBI's taxonomy places the organism in Eukaryota, Fungi, Ascomycota, Sordariomycetes, Sordariales, Chaetomiaceae. The record is from RefSeq and is a predicted model, not a curated record. The transcript is spliced from 5 exons.